This is a messenger RNA of Striga asiatica, 510 nucleotides long. NCBI's taxonomy places the organism in Eukaryota, Viridiplantae, Streptophyta, Magnoliopsida, Lamiales, Orobanchaceae. The record is from the annotation of a GenBank genome assembly.
AUGGAUAUAAAUUCUCGUCAUGGGCUCAAAUUCUUGUUGAUAAUACUAAUAUUCGCAUCAAGAAAUGUUCUUUUAGCUGCGAAAAUUCCAAAAAUACGCGGCGGAUCCAAGUACCAGAUCGAAUGCACGACGUGCACCUCUUGUGAAAACCCAUGCACCACCCCCUCUCCGCCGCCGCCGCCGCCGGCCACCGCCACCGUCAACUGCCCUCCGCCCCCGUCCGGAUCUGGCGGAAGCAACAUCCCACCGCCGCCUCCGGAUUCAUACUACGCCACGCCGCCGCCGCCGCCCGACGGCGGAGCCGCCUACUACAACCCUCCUCCGCCGCCGUACGCCGUCGGGACGGCCCCGCCGCCGCCUGAUCCAAUGUGGCCCUACUUUCCUUUCUACUACCGCAACCCUCCUCCGCCACCGUCCUCAUCGGCGCCGCCGCUCGAGAGAGUUCGGUUACCUAAUUUCUUGGCUAUCGUCACCGUGCCCCUUUAUUUAUUUUCUUUCGUCUUUUUCUAG